AUGGCCUGGGGCUGGGAUCAAUCCGACGACGCUCACCGUCAGGUGUACGAGAACAAGCACGAGGGUCACCUGUCCCACGAGCUCAUUGCCGGUGCCGCUUCCUUCGCUGGCAUGAAGGCCUGGGAGGACCACCAGCGCAAGCAGGGCAAGACCGUCAGCCACGCUUUCGCCAAGGAGGCCCUCGCCGCCGUUGUUGGCGCUGAGGUUGACAAGCUCGCCGAGACCAAGGGCAUGGACGAGGUCGACAAGAUCAAGGCCCGCGAGCACGCCAAGAAGAACGCUCACCACAUGUACGAGGAGCACUACGAGCGCGGACACGGUGCCGACGAGUUCGACCCCGGCCGCUUCCCUCCCCCUGACCGCUUCGAGGGCCGCCGUGGUGGCUGGUAA
Aspergillus piperis CBS 112811 is the source of this 390-nucleotide messenger RNA. Its product is annotated as DUF3759 domain-containing protein. The record is from RefSeq and is a predicted model, not a curated record. Lineage: Eukaryota; Fungi; Ascomycota; Eurotiomycetes; Eurotiales; Aspergillaceae. The coding region runs from base 1 to 390 and encodes 129 amino acids. The transcript is spliced from 3 exons.